Molecule: messenger RNA, 458 nt
Organism: Alternaria alternata
Lineage: Eukaryota; Fungi; Ascomycota; Dothideomycetes; Pleosporales; Pleosporaceae
Exons: 1
Coding region: 137-370 (77 amino acids)
Source: RefSeq, a predicted model, not a curated record
CUGAAAGGCCCAGGACGAUGGCAGUGCGAUAGACAUUCUUGAGAAAGGCAAUCUCGUGUCAAGAUUAUCAUGUUAUCGACAGGGUAGGGCGAGCCAUAAAAGACUUUCUGGGUGGCUCGCUCGCAUAGUGUAGGCGAUGCCGCUCAUACCGCAAUUUUUGUUCUGUCAACAGUCUUUGAGACGAUGCAGCGCCACGUUUGAGACCCACUCGACUCGUGGGCCACCCGCUGAUACGUCAUUAAAGGGCUUUUCUUCCCGUGUUGCAGAUUGCCGGACUGGGGCUGUCAGAGAUGGGCAGCGCUUGGCCUUGACACACUUUGAAGAGUCUAGUACCCGUGCCGCGUCAAUUCAAGCGAUUUCGCCAGAAUAAUGCCGGAGAAAGCCUUCUUGAAACUACAGCGUUCACAAUCUCGAUUGAUGAGACCAGUAACGCGCAGCACGGCUAGUAGGCACGGGUU